CGGGGAGCGGAGGGGCGGGGGCUCCGGAGCCCGCGGGCCGCUCCCCGCGCCCAGCGCCCGCCCGCCCGCCCUCCAGCUCUCGGGCUUCGGCUGCUGCAGCGCCAGCGGGACGCGAAGGCACAGAGACCCCGGCCCCGCGGGCAAAGACAAUUGAAGAGAUUCCUGCCUGGACUUGGUCCCAUACUUAGAAAAAUCAGCUCCAAAGAGGAAAAAAAAUUACGAGAAAGAAAAAAUAAGCAGACAAACAACAACAACAACAACAACAACAACGACAAAGAUCUCUUUGGGAUACAGGCCCAGUAGAGCCAUUGCAGGAUCAAAAGUGCACCACUCACUCAGCCAUGGCGAAACUGGAAACCUUGUCCGUGUGCGCUGACCCUGGCCGCGACCCCCUCCUGGCCUUUGCCCCUCGGCCCCCCGAGCCCCGCCCCACAGCCCCCCGCCUCGUGGCCAUGGGCAGUGUGGGCAGCGGUGUGGCCCACGCCCAGGAGUUUGCCAUGAAGAGCGUGGGCACACGGACAGGCGGGGGCUCGGGCGGGGGUGGCCGAGGGGGCUACCCUGGGCCGAGGGGCGGCGGGCCAGGGUCUGGCAGUGGGGACCUUCCAGCCAGAUACCCCUCCGAAGACAAAGCCCUGGCCAACUCCCUGUACCUCAAUGGGGAUCUGCGGGCCGGGGCCAGUGGCGGUGGAGACCGGACGGAUGUCUGUGGCAACAUGGUCAACAACAGCAGUGACAAGGCCCCCCCUCAGUACCGGGAGCCCGGUCACCCACCGAAGAUCCUGCCCACCUCCGGCAAGCUGGACCAGUGCACAGAGCCCCUGGUGAGACCGUCCGCCUUCAAGCCCGUGGUGCCCAAGAACUUCCACUCGAUGCAAAACCUGUGUCCGCCCCAGAGCAACGGGGCCUCGGACGGGCGCAAAGGCCCCGGGGGCCUGAAGGGUGGGGGGCUGGAGAAGGCCCGGACUAUGACCCCGGCAGGCAGCAACAGUGGGGGGGGUGGAAGCAGCAGUGGGGGCGGAGGACUCUCGGACUCGGGCCGAAACUCACUGACCAGUCUGCCUACCUACAGCUCGGGCUACAGCCAGCACCUGGCACCCCUGAGCGCCUCCACCAGUCACAUCAACCGGAUUGGCACAGCCAGCUAUGGGGGCGGGGGUGGCCCCAACAGCGGGGGCCCCGGCUACCACGACCUUUCCUCCUCAGACAGUGGGAGGGCUUCCAGCAAGAGCACACCCUCCUUUGGGAGGCUGAACCCCUUGGGGUCUGGGGAGACCGGUAGCAACAGUGGCGUGAGGGGUGGGGGCGGCCUGGGCUCUUUCCCGGCCUCUCCCCCUUCACCGGAUGCAGUGAUCCACGAGCUGGAGGAGCGCCUGUGGGAAAAGGAGCAGGAGGUGGCGGGGCUCCGCAGAAGCCUGGAGCAGAGCGAGGCGGCCAUUGCCCAGGUGUUUGAGGAGCGGCAGAAAGUGUGGGAGCGGGAGAUGGAGGAGCUGAGGCAGAACUGCGCGGGGAAGCUGCAGCAGGUGACCCGCCGGGCCCAGCGCGCCCAGCAGGGCCUGCAAAUGCAGGUGCUGCGGCUCCAGCAGGACAAGAAGCAGCUGCAGGAGGACGCGGCCAGGCUCGCCAGGCAGCGAGACGAGCUCCAGGAGAAGGUGGCCGCCUGCCAGAAGGAGCAGGCGGACUUUCUGCCCCGUAUGGAGGAGACCAAGUGGGAGGUCUGCCAGAAGGCGGGUGAGAUUUCGCUCCUGAAGCAGCAGCUGAAGGAGUCCCAGGCGGACGUGAGCCAGAAGCUGAGCGAGAUCGUGGGGCUGCGCUCGCAGCUGCGCGAGGGCCGGGCCUCCUUGCGCCAGAAGGAGGAGCAGCUGCUGACCCUGCGGGACUCGCUGGGCGCCAAGCAGCCCAGCCUAGAAUUGCAGUUGCGGGAGGGGGAGGCGGAGCUGGGCCCGGGGUUGCGGCCGCGGGACCGCCUGGGCCCCAGCGAGUCUCGGACCGGAGAGGCCCCCGCCGCCCCCGCCGCCCCCGCCGCCCCCGCCGCCGAUGGGACGGCGGCCGCCUCCGGGGAGGCCGCUGACCUCUGCGAGAGCGACGAGGCCAAAAUGCGCCGACAGGCGGCGGCCUCCUCCUCGUCGUCGUCGUCUUCGGGGGCCCCCCAGGACGCGGAGGGAGACCCGGCGGACACGGCCGGCGCCCGGGCCCUGCGGCGGGAGGUGGGCCGGCUGCAGGCGGAGCUGGCGGCUGAGCGGCGCGCCCGGGAGCGGCAGGGCGCGGGCUUCGCGGAGGAGCGGCGCGUGUGGCUGGAGGAGAAGGAGAAGGUUAUCGAGUACCAGAAGCAGCUGCAGCUCAACUACGUGGAGAUGUACCAGCGCAACCAGGAGCUGGCCCGGCGCCUCGGGGAGCUGGGGGCCGCGGGCGCCUCCCUGCCCGCGCCCAUGCCUCUGCCCGGCCCCGUGCCCGCGGCCCACGGAGGCCCGGCGGAAGAGAAGAAGGCCUGGACCCCAUCCCGCCUGGAGCGCAUCGAGUCCACUGAAAUCUGACCCCGGCCGGCCCCUGCAGGACAGCUCCGUGGGCGGUCUUUUCUAGUCUGGACAAGGCCCUUCCCCCAGUGACCUAUGGUGGCCUUUGGUCCUUAAUCGAGGUCCCUAGCCCCCUUCCCCAGAGUCCCCAGACCAAAGAGGUUCACGAAGCUCCGGUGACCGUACCCCCCACCCACGCCCACACGGUGGCAGCCCCAAGAUUUUCCAUUCCCCAACUCUAGGCUUCCCAUCCCGGGCUCCUGCCUGGAGGAGGAGGAGGAAGAGGAAGAGGAAGCUAGCCUGCUCAGGAUCCCUGGUGGGAUGAGGGUUGAGGGACCUAGUCAUGUAGGUUGCCGUGGGAGUGGACUUGGAGAAGCGGGUGAGCCCUGACCGCCGGUGAUCCCAAAGCACACUUUGAGCAAGUCCUGGGCCAGUGUCUCCCCUGCAUUUCCCUAUCCCAGUCCUUGCCGAGUCCCCAGGCCCCAUCUCCUCCAUGCACUUUCUAAUUGGGGGUAUCCUCUCGGCACGACCAAAGACCCUAGGGCCCUCCCCCCCCACCCUUCGGUAGAGCCGAGCACCCUCCAGCACUUUGUUCUCCAGGGCAGUUAAGGGUUGGGGUCCUAGCUGAGCUGCGGGAGGCAGGGUUGGCAGCUGAAAGCCUGGGAGUCCCGGUGUGGAUUAAGGUGGGAGUGGAGUGUCUCUUCCUGGGUCCUGGCUUGUCUACACCUAUUCCACCCCCUCCCCGCUCAGUCACUCUGUCCCUGCCCUGUAUCUCCCUCCUCCCCUCCUAACCUCCAUGGCCAACCACUGCCCCCAGCCUAAUCACCUCCCCACCCCCACCCCUGGGGCAAAAAGCUUGAUCUCUGACCAUUUCUGAGGAACACACCUUUAGGGUUCCCGUUAUCCUAGGGAACUGAUACCAGGCCUAACUGUGAUGGGGCUAGAGGUGGGGGCCUUCUUGGGAUUCACCAGCAAUAACAGGGAGGUUCAGCAUGGUCAUCUCCCCCCAUCCCAGAGCUGACCUGGGGGGAGCUUGUAAAUCUUGUGCCCUCCCCCCCAAUCAAUGGGCCCCCAUAACUCCAAGCCCUGAUUGCCCCAACCCAACUAGGACUGUUCUUGAACAACCAAACUUCAAAACAAAUCCUUUAGUCCCCUGAGACGCCCCAGGAGCGAGCCGGCCAGCCUGACCCUCGAGGGUAUAGAUGAACAGGCCAGCCCCCUGGGAAGAGAGCUGAGGAACACAAGCGGGUGGCCUGGGGUGAGGGACAGAGGGAGGCUGCCUAGUCUAUAAGGUAGGAGUGCCCUCAGCUAUUGAGAGGAAGCAGUUCUGAAAGGAACUCGACCCUUGUCUGUUUAUCCAACUGUGCAGGACUUUGGGGGUUUUCACCAAGAAAUAAAGAGAAAGGCCAACCCCUCUAAA
Molecule: messenger RNA, 3930 nt
Organism: Antechinus flavipes (yellow-footed antechinus)
Lineage: Eukaryota; Metazoa; Chordata; Mammalia; Dasyuromorphia; Dasyuridae
Gene: LZTS3
Product: leucine zipper tumor suppressor family member 3
Biological process (GO): regulation of dendritic spine morphogenesis
Cellular component (GO): dendritic spine
Source: RefSeq, a predicted model, not a curated record